AGAGAGAGAGAGAGAGAGAGAGAGGAGGAGGUGGUGGGGAUGAACAGAAGCCUGCUUCUCUCCAUCUCCGCUGCUGGCUGCUGUGCCGUCCCUUUACGCGGAGAGCAUUACGCAUCAGUGGACUAUAGAGUGAGGACCCCGCACAACGCCGCACGUUUCCGUCCCUACAAACCUUUAUCGACAGGUCCAUCCGGGUCUGCUUUGGACUUAAGGGCAUCCCCUGCGUUUCCCGAGAAGUCUGGACAACUACUCAUCUCCCUCCAUCCCUGCCUUUUUCUUCCAAAUCCUUGGAUCUAUAGCUCUCGAAAACGCGCGCGCUCCUCUGCUUUAAAAUGCAAGCCGGACGCAAAUCGUGUUGGAGGCAAUUGCAGGCGUCUUUUUUCAGACUGCUAUGUCUUAUCCCCACAGGAUUCCCCGUCCGGAGUGUGGAUAUGCAGCGGGCCACUGACAACAUCACCAUCCGCCAGGGCGAUACGGCGAUCAUAAGGUGUUACGUUGAUGACAAAGUGUCCAAGGUGGCCUGGCUCAAUCGAUCCAACAUCAUCUUUGCCGGCCAGGACAAAUGGUCCCUGGACCCCAGAGUCGAUCUGGUCACUAAAGGACAGCUGGAGUACAGCCUGCGCAUACAGAAGGUUGACGUCUACGAUGAGGGCUCAUACACCUGCUCCAUACAGACCAAGCAGCAGCCCAAGACCUCACAGGUCUACCUCAUCGUACAAGUUCCUGCCAACAUCUACAAAGUGUCAGAGGACAUCAUCGUGAAUGAGGGCAGUAAUGUGACACUCAGUUGUUUGGCCAGUGGCAGACCAGACCCUGCAAUCAACUGGCGGCUGCUCAACCCUUCAGCAGAGCCGCUGGAUGGAGAAGAGUACCUGGACAUUAUAGGUAUCAUGCGAAACCAGGCGGGUCGUUACGAAUGCAAGGCCAGCAACGACGUCGCCACGCCGGAUGUCAAAUACGUCAAUGUUGUUGUGAACUAUCCUCCGGCAAUAAAGAAAACCCAGAGCUCAGAGACUCAGGUGGGCCGCAUGGGGACGCUGCAGUGUGACGCCACCGCCGUGCCCACACCAGAGUUCGAAUGGUACAGGGACGAAAAAAGGCUGUCCAAUGCCCAGGGCAUCAAUAUCCAAAUCCUUGGCACCACCACGAUUCUCAUGCUUGCCAAUGUCACCGAAGAGGAUUAUGGGAAUUAUACCUGUGUGGCCUCAAACCGACUGGGCGUCCAGAAUGCCAGCCUUUUCCUCUAUAGACCUGGGACAGGUCGAGAUAUCAACGGCGCCGCCUGCGUAUCUCGAUCACUGUGGCUCCUGCUGGCCUCCAUCGCCUGCCAUUUCUUCAAGUGUUAAUACCACUGUCCUCCUCCUCUCCCCCAUCACUGCCUUCCUUCCUCCCUUCCUUCCUCCCUUCCUUUCUCCCUUCCUUGCUUCCUUCCUCCCUUCCUCCCUUCCUUCCUUCUGUCCUCCACCGCCUCCUCCCUCUCUCCAGCUCACCGACAUCCUUACUGCUACCUUAUUACCAACUCUACCGCCCUCCUAGACUGUUUGCAUCACGAUAUGAAAAACCUUACAUGCUCUCAAAGCACUGCUUAGAGAUGUGACGAAAAGCGACCGGGGUUGUUUUUAAGAACAACGCCAGACACGGUGACAUGAAGGACAGGAAAAGCAAACAGUGCUCUUUUAAAGAAAUUGCUCUUUUUGAUUCGUAUGCACUUCUUUGUUUCUGCUAUAUCUCGUCUUUGGGGUCUGGGUCGGGUCUGGGAUUUCUUGUAUUUUUUGUCUUCAUGAGAAUGAAAGCAGAGGCGCUCCGCUCACAGAGAGGCCAACAAUCAUUUGUCUCUAGACGUACUGAAGACAUAUAUUUCUUCUUACUCCCUUUAUGUUAAUUGUAGAUUUAACCGAGUGUUUAACCAGUGCAUUAAUGUGCGACAUGCAAAGUAUCUGCCAAAUAUACAUACACUGUAGAUUUGAAACUAACAGGUGCAGAAAUCGAAGGAGCAGCUGAGUCUGUAAUGAGAUUAAGUCUUGAUAUUAAAGUCUGUAGAACCGUAAUCUGAAGCUACUAAAGCGAAACACAGAUAAACAGCAGUCGUUAGAGUUAUUUCUAGAUGCAGCCGUCACUUGGGUUGUCACCAUCCAGCCCAGAAAUUGCCGAUGAAGCGAAUAGAUUCGACUUGGUCCUAAAGAGCUAAACCAUGUGUGGAACGAACCUGAGGAAACGUUGGUAUUAAUUUGUUGACGGAUUUUUACGUCCUCAUUCACUGGUUUUUUAACCACUCGCCAUUACUCCAAAAAUAUUCCUCCUUAGUUUUUCCGCCGGACUCUCCCUCCAAAUAACAAAAAACAGAGUAGGUUAUACUGACACGUGCUGUACAUAGUAAAAUUUUGUAUUUCUCUAUGAUAAGGCAACUUGCU
This is a messenger RNA of Pleuronectes platessa (European plaice), 2411 nucleotides long. RefSeq names its product limbic system associated membrane protein (gene lsamp). Bases 333 to 1346 code for a protein of 337 amino acids. Gene Ontology annotation, cellular component: neuron projection. Lineage: Eukaryota; Metazoa; Chordata; Actinopteri; Pleuronectiformes; Pleuronectidae. The transcript has 8 exons. The record is from RefSeq and is a predicted model, not a curated record.